AAGCUCGGCGUGCUCAAGGCGGCCUGCCAGAGCCUGGCCGUGCCCUGGGAGGACGGCCACAUCCAGGUGAUCUUGCGGCGGGAGACGGCGGCGCGGGACGCGCUGGAUUUGGCGGCGGCGCUGCCGGCGCGCGACUUCUGGAAGACGUGGCGCUUCGACAUUGCGGAUGAGCCGGGCAUGGACGCCGGGGGUCUGGCGCGCGAGUGCUGGGCGCUCAUCGCCGCGGGCGUCUUGGACCCCGAGUCCAAGUACUGGCGCUUCGCGGCGACGGAUAACGUGACGCUCCAGAUCCGGCCGCCGCGCGACCCGGCGGCCUUUUCGCCCGAGGACGCCAAGCACUAUCGGGUCGCCGGGCGCCUCGUCGCCAAGGCUCUGUUCGACGGCCAGACCAUCCCCGCGCACCUCAACCGGCCCAUGCUCAAGCAUCUGCUGGCCAUGCCCGUGACGUUCUCCGACCUCGAGUACGUCGACGCGCUGCUCUACCGCUCCUGCCGCCACGUCGCCGACUCGUCCGACGCCGAGGCGCUGUGCCUCACGUUCUCCUACCGGGACCGCGACUGCGCCAGGGCCGUGGACCUGGGGCCGGGCGGCGCGGACCGCGACGUCGACGCGUCGAACAAGGACGAGUACGUCGCGCGGCUCUUCAAGUUCGCCAUGCUCGACGUCGUCUCCAAGCCGUUGGGCAAGUUCCUCAAGGGCUUCUACGAGGUGCUGCCCCUGGCGGCGCUCAACGCGGCGGCCUUCGACCCGGGGGAUUUAGAACUCGCGAUCGCGGGCUUGGACGACGUCGACGUCGGCGACUGGCGCGCGCACACGGAGUACUCCCAGGGCUACGACGACGACGACCCGGCCGUGGCGAAUUUUUGGAGUUUUGUCGCGGGCCUGCCCGACGAGAAGCGCGCGAAGCUCCUCCAGUUCGUCACGGGCACGAGCCGGUUGCCCGCGGGCGGCUUCGCGAACCUCCAGGGCCGCGACGGCGUCACGAAGGGCUUCGAGCUGCGCCGCCGGCCCGGCGGCGACAAGGCCUUCCCCGUGGCCCACACGUGCUUCAACCGCCUCGACCUGCCGGCCUACUCGGACGUCGCGGUCCUCGCGCGGAUCCUGUCGGCCAUCCUCGAGGGGGACGUCCUCGGCUUCUCGGGGGACUAAUCCACUACACAUC
This is a messenger RNA of Aureococcus anophagefferens, 1162 nucleotides long. RefSeq lists its product as hypothetical. Lineage: Eukaryota; Pelagophyceae; Pelagomonadales; Pelagomonadaceae. The coding region runs from base 178 to 1149 and encodes 323 amino acids. The transcript has a single exon. Gene Ontology annotation, molecular function: ubiquitin-protein transferase activity. The record is from RefSeq and is a predicted model, not a curated record.